Molecule: messenger RNA, 653 nt
Organism: Bradysia coprophila
Lineage: Eukaryota; Metazoa; Arthropoda; Insecta; Diptera; Sciaridae
Gene: Acbp1
Product: Acyl-CoA binding protein 1
Biological process (GO): fatty acid metabolic process
Molecular function (GO): fatty-acyl-CoA binding
Source: RefSeq, a predicted model, not a curated record
UAUAAAUGGGAAAAUAUAAAUAAAAAACUUCAAGGUCCCGCAUGUAAUGUUCGGUGUAAUCUAAUCAUAACGAUAAGUACGCUUUUCUGCACCACACCUACGAUUUUUUACAAGGCGAAAAUUUACCACAAUUGAAAAUGUCUCUUCAAGUGCAAUUUGAUCAAGCCGUUGAGGAUGUGAAAAAUCUUAAGGAAACACCGGCAAACGAUAUUCUGUUGGAAAUUUAUGCUUUGUACAAACAAGCCACAGUCGGUGAUUGCAAUACACCUCAACCCGGCAUGCUCGACUUCAAAGGCAAAGCAAAAUGGGAAUCAUGGAAGCACAAGGCUGGUACUUCACAAGACAAGGCCAAACAAGACUAUGUCAACAGAGUAAAAUCAUUAGUCGAUUCCGUUGGUCUUAAGGAAUAGAUGGAAAUUUUACAGAAUUUCAUUGCCAAAGAUAUUAUCGUCACGAUUUUGCAUAAUUUUCCAUUUGGCAUUGUGAUGAGAGUCAAUCGGAUUUUCAUUUGAAUUUUUUUUUUCUUUUGCGGUGCAUCAGUAAUUUUGGUGUGGUUUAAUAACAAAAAUUGCAAUAUUGUAACAGUGUAGCCAGAGCAUCUAGUGCUCUAUAAUCCAUGAAGAAUUUAUUAAAAGUUAAUUUUGCAACAAAAA